Molecule: messenger RNA, 369 nt
Organism: Salvelinus namaycush (lake trout)
Lineage: Eukaryota; Metazoa; Chordata; Actinopteri; Salmoniformes; Salmonidae
Product: C-X-C motif chemokine 11-1-like
Exons: 3
Coding region: 76-369 (97 amino acids)
Biological process (GO): neutrophil chemotaxis; chemokine-mediated signaling pathway; cellular response to lipopolysaccharide
Cellular component (GO): extracellular region
Molecular function (GO): chemokine activity; CXCR chemokine receptor binding
Source: RefSeq, a predicted model, not a curated record
UCCUCCAUUCACAACUUCCAUCACUUGACUGAGCUGUCCAUCCAGACUCUUAAAGAAACUGAAGAAGCAGUAUCCAUGACCAACACGAUGACAUCAACGGUCCUCAUCAGCUUCCUGGCCUGUCUGCUCCUGGUCAAUGUUGAAGGCCAGGUGGGUUAUUCUAAAGCUCGGUGCCUGUGUCUGAAUGGAAUGGUGAACCACGUUAAACCUCUUCUCAUUGAGAAGCUUGAGGUGUACCCCUCCAGCCACUCCUGCCGGAACAUAGAGAUCAUUGUCACUCUGAAGAACGGAAAAGGGAACAAGUGUCUGAAUCCAGAGGCUCCAUUUGCCAAGAAAACCAUUGAGAAAAUAAUGAAAAACCAAAGGUGA